AAAUAGUUUAUUGGUCUCUGGUAAAAAUAAUUACUUAUAUUAAACUAAAAAAAUUGUACGUUUGUAUAAAUUUCAUUUAAUAAAGUAUAAUGCAGUAUUGGACCUAUAACUUAUUAAGAAAAAUAACGAAAUUAGAAUCAAUAAGACAUUUAAGUAAGUCAGUAGACAUGGCAGGACGAAUAGCGGUGUGCCAAAUGACAUCAGUAGGCGACAAGGUCGCUAAUCUUGAUGUGGUGACGAAGCUAGUCAGCGAUGCUGCGAAAGAUAAUGUGCAGAUGAUCUUCUUUCCCGAAGCCUGUGAUUAUAUCUGUGAUAACAAGAAAGAUAUUGUGAAUUUUGCUGAGCCCCUACUGGGCGGCAAUACUAUGGGCAAAUAUAGACAGUUGGCUGCUGAGCAUAAUGUUUGGUUAUCUAUGGGAGGAGUUCAUGAGAAGGACGAAUCAGAUCCAUCAAAGAUGUACAACACGCAUGUGAUAAUAAAUAACAAAGGCGACAUAGUGCAAACAUACAGGAAAUUACAUCUGUUCGAUGUAGAGAUACCGGAGAAGGGAGUUAGACUGAAGGAGAGUGACUUCUCUCAUGCUGGAGGGCAUAUCGUCGCGCCCGUGGAGACGCCUGUAGGGAGGGUGGGUAUGUCGAUCUGCUACGACAUGCGGUUCCCGGAGUUGAGUACAGCGCUGAGUAUAUUACGAGCCGAGAUACUGACGUUCCCUUCGGCAUUCACUCAGACAACGGGCGAGGCGCAUUGGCACGUGUUACUCAGAUCAAGAGCGAUAGAGAACCAAUGCUACGUGAUCGCCGCGGCUCAGGUGGGCCAGCACAACCCCAAGCGCCGCUCGUACGGGCACGCGUUGUGCGUGGACCCGUGGGGCGAAGUGCUAGCCGAUUGUGGGGACUCCGCCCCCUGUUACAAAGUGGCGGAGAUAUCGCCCAAGAAACUAUUAGACGUCAGACGAAAUAUGCCUGUGUUUCAACACAGAAGUUCGCACCUACGGAUUCCGGAGAGCUGUGUGUUUUACAAAUCGAAAUUAAGCUAUGCUUUUGUGAAUUUAAGAUGCGUUACCUCAGGCCACGUGCUCGUAGCUCCAAUAAGAAUGGCCGAGAGGAACAAGGACCUUACGGACGAGGAAGCCGAAGACUUCUACAAAACUAUAAGGCUGGUGCAAAAGCUAGUGGAGAAAGUGCACAACACACAAUCCUGUACGAUUACGAUACAAGACGGACCGGACGCGGGACAGACAGUACAGCACCUUCAUUGUCACAUAAUGCCGAGGAAAAAAGGGGACUUCAUUGAAAAUGAUUUGAUAUAUCUCGAAUUAGCGAAACACGACCAGUUCAAAUCCGGUCAUCCAUCGAAGCCAGCUAGAAGUUUAGAAGAAAGGCAAGCGGAAGCGAAGAGUUUGAGGGAAGAAGUACAGAAGAUGAUAGAAGAAGGUAGAUUAUUAAGUAGAUAAAUUAUAGUGGUAUAAUUUAAUGGAAUUAAUGAUUAUAAUUAAAUAAUUGUAAAGUUGACGUAAAAUGCGAAUAUUUAUUUUGACACAAUGUACUUAGGGAGAAAACAAUGGCGCAAUAAUAUUACGUAAAACAUCAUAUUAUUUCAAUAUAGCAAGUUAAGGAUAAAUAAUAAAUAAAUGAUAAUAUAAUUUU
Molecule: messenger RNA, 1647 nt
Organism: Manduca sexta (tobacco hornworm)
Lineage: Eukaryota; Metazoa; Arthropoda; Insecta; Lepidoptera; Sphingidae
Gene: NitFhit
Product: nitrilase and fragile histidine triad fusion protein NitFhit
Exons: 11
Coding region: 90-1454 (454 amino acids)
Biological process (GO): nucleobase-containing compound metabolic process
Molecular function (GO): bis(5'-adenosyl)-triphosphatase activity; hydrolase activity, acting on carbon-nitrogen (but not peptide) bonds, in linear amides
Source: RefSeq, a predicted model, not a curated record